This is a messenger RNA of Castor canadensis (American beaver), 4783 nucleotides long. The record is from RefSeq and is a predicted model, not a curated record. NCBI's taxonomy places the organism in Eukaryota, Metazoa, Chordata, Mammalia, Rodentia, Castoridae.
AAAAUGGUUUCCAAAAGAAGGCUGUCAAAAUCUGAGGAUAAAAAGACCCUUACAGAAGAAGACAUUUCAGAAGCCAGGAAGCAACCACUUUCCAAAAAGGCAAGGCAAUCUCAUGCUCCUAAUGAAGUUGAAGAAAAUGACAGUGUCUUUGUAAGACUUCUUAAGACAUCAGGACUCAUUCUUAAAACUGGACCAAAUCAGAAUCAACUAGCCGUGGAUCAAAUAGUUUUUCAAAAGAAGCUCAUUCAGACUCUGAGGAAACAUCCUUCUUAUCCCAAAGUAAUAGAAGAAUUUGUUAAUGGUCUGGAGUCUUACAUUGAGGACUGUGAUGGUUUCAAGAACUGCCUUUUGUCUUGUGAACGUCUACAGGAUGAGGAAGCCAGCAUGAAUACAUCUUUCUCUAAGAGCCUUAUCAAACUGCUUCUGGGGAUUGACAUGUUACAGCCUGCCAUUAUUAAAGUUUUAUUUGAAAAGAUACCAGAAUUUCUUUUUGAAAAGCAGAACAGUGAUGGAAUCAGCAUGUCUCGUCUCAUUUUCAGUCAGCUGAAAUGGCUUGAGAGAAUCGUGGAUGGCAAGGACCUCACCACCAAAAUCAUGCAGCUAAUCAGUAUUGCUCCAGUGUACCUACAACAUGACUUCAUCACCAGCCUUCCUGAGAUCCUAGGGGAUGCCCAGCAUGCUGAUGUAGGGAAAGAACUCAGCGACCUCUUGAUAGAAAAUACUGAACUUACUUCCCCAAUCCUGGAUGUCCUUUCCAGCCUCCAGCUUGAUUCAAACUUCCUGUCUAAGAUCCGGCAGUUGGUGAUGGGUAAGCUGUCAUCUGUCAGAUUGCAUGAUUUACCCAUGAUUAUCAAGUUCAUUCUUCAUUCUCUAACAGCCUCCAAUGCCCUUGAGGUACUUUCUGAGCUUCGGGAGAAUUUGGAUAUACAGCAUUUUAUUUUGCCUUCACGGUUUCAUGCUUCCCAAAUCAAGUCGAGAAGUAAAGGACGAGCAAGUUCUUCUGGAAAUCAAGAAAGCAACGAUAAAGACUGUAUUACUCUCCUCUUUGAUGUAAUAAAUUCGGCUGAAUAUGAGAAAACCAUUUCAGAAGCCUGGAUUAAGGCAAUUGAAAACAUUGCCGAAGAUGCUGAACACAAGACUUUUGAUGUGGCGAUGCUUCUCCUCAUCUAUAGCACCAACACUCAGACCAAAAAGUACAUUGAGAAGGUUCUAAGAAAUAAGGUCCGAUCAGGCUGCAUGGAAGAACAGCUGCUGGAGAGCACCUUCUAUAUUCAUCACUUGGUUCUUAAGGACAUUUGUCCAUCCAUUUUGUCGUUGGCUCAGAGUUUGUUUCACUCUCAAGACCAGAAUAUACUUUCAUUUAGCAGUCUCCUAUACAAAUAUGCUUUCAAGUUUUUUGACCCUUAUUGCCAGCAGGAAGUAGUUGGCACCCUGGUGACCCAUGUCUGUAGUGGGAAUGAAGCUGAAGUCGAUGCUGCGUUGGAUGUCUUCCUUGACUUGAUAGUACUAAGCCCAUCUGCGAUGAGGCCGAACGCCGUUUUUGUGAAGGGAAUUUUAGAUUAUAUGGAGAACAUGUCCCCUCAGCAAAUACGAAAAGUCUUCUAUAUUCUCAGUACACUGGCAUUUAGUAAACAGCAUGAAACUAACAGCCACAUUCAGGAUGACAUGCACCUGGUGAUACGAAAGCAGCUCUCUAGCACCAUAUUCAAGUACAAACUCAUUGGGAUUAUUGGUGCAGUUACCAUGGCUGGCAUCAUGGCUGGAGACAGAAAUAGAUCUUCUAAUUCAACCCAAGGAAGAGCUGACCUGAGCGAUGAACAGUGCACACAGGUGACCGCCUUGCUGCAAUUGGUUCAUUCCUGUAGUGAGCAGUCUCCUCGGGCCUCCGCACUUUAUUAUGAUGAAUUUGCCAACCUGAUUCAAGAAGGAAAACUGGCUCCCAAGACCUUGGAAUGGGCUGGUCAGACCAUCUUUAAUGAUUUCCAAGAUGCCUUUGUGGUGGACUUUUGUGUUGUUCCCAAAGGUGAUUUUCUGUUUCCUGUGAAAGCUCUGUAUGGACUGGAAGAUUAUAGUACACAUGAUGGGAUUGCAAUCAACCUCCUGCCACUGUUGUCUCAGGAAUUUGCAGACGAUGGGGGUCAAAUGACUUCACAGGAAUCACAGCAAAAAUUGGUGUCUCCAUUGUGUCUGGCUCCCUAUUUCCGGUUACUGAGACUUUGUGUGGCACGACAACAUAAUGGAAAUUUGGAAGAGAUUGAUGGUCUCUUAGACUGUCCUAUAUUCCUUACUGACCUGGAACCUGGAGAGCAGCUGGAGUCCAUGUCUGCUAAAGAGCGUUCAUUCAUGUGUUCACUCAUAUUUCUUACUCUCAACUGGUUUCGAGAGGUUGUGAAUGCCUUCUGCCGACAAACAUCACCUGAGAUGAAGGGGAAGGUGCUCACCCGGUUAAAGGACAUUGUAGAACUCCAGGAAAUCCUGAAAAAGUACUUGUCAGUCACCCCAGACUUUGUUCCUCCUCUUGCAAACUUUGAUUUGGAAACUUUAGAUGUGAUACCUCAUAGCAGUUCUGCCACGUCAAAAAACAGAAAAAAAGGAAAGAUUGGAGGAAGAAAACAAAAAGCAGAUGGCAGCAAAGCAUCCUCCCCUGACACACUUUCAAAGGAGGAUAACACAGAAUGUGACACUGUGCCAUCUGGUAGAAGCCAGCUAGACAAGGAGUUCCCAGGGAAGGAAGGAAAGACAACGGUGUCACUGUGGAAUUACCAUGCUUUUUUCCGAGAGCUGGACAUUGAUGUCUUCUCUAUUCUUCAUUGUGGACUUGUGACCAAGUUCAUCUUAGAUACUGAAAUGCACACUGAAGCUACAGAAGUUAUGCAACUUGGACCCCCUGAGCUGCUUUUCUUGCUGGAAGAUCUCUCCCAGAAGUUAGAGAAUAUGCUGACAACCUCUUUCCCCAAGAGAAUCCCCUUCCUCAAGAAUAAAGGAAGCCGGAAUAUUGGAUUUUCACAUCUCCAUCAGAAAUCCGCUCAAGAAAUUGUUCAUUGUGUUGUUCAACUGCUGGCUCCAAUGUGUAACCAUCUGGAGAACAUUCACAACUAUUUUCAGUCUUUAGUUGCUGAGAAUCAUGGUGUGGUUGACAGGCCAGAAGUGAAAGAUCAGGAGUACCACAUAAUGUCUUCCUGUUAUCAGAGGGUGCUGCAGAUUUUCCAUGGGCUUUUUGCUUGGAGUGGAUUUUUUCACCUUGGAAAUCAUAAUUUCCUAUAUCCAGCCCUUGAGGUCCUUGCCAGUCGAAUGAAGCAGAUAGAACACGAACAGCCCUUGGAGGAACUGGUCAGCCAGAGCUUCAAUUACUUGCAAAAUUUCCAUUACAAUAUUCCCAGUUUCCAGUGUGGUCUUUAUCUCCUCAGAAUUUUGAUGGCCCUUUUAGAGAAAUCUAUAGCUCCUACUCAGAAGAAAGAAAAAAUUGCUUCCCUGGCCAAACAAUUCCUCUGUCGGGUGUGGCCACAUGGGGAGAAAGAGAAGAGCACCAUCUUUAAUGACCAGCUCCAUGAUUUGCUUUGCAUUUACCUGGAACACACAGACAGCGUUCUAACGGCCAUAGAGGAGAUUGCCGGUGUUGGUGUCCCAGAACUGAUCAACUCUCCAAAAGAUGCAUCUUCCUCCACAUUCCCAACACUGACCAGGAACACCUUUGUCAUUUUCUUCCGAGUGAUGAUGGCUGAACUGGAGAGGACAGUGAAAGGUCUUCAGGCUGGCACAGCAGCAGACUCGCAGCAGGUUCAUGAAGAGAAGCUCCUGUACUGGAACAUGGCUGUUCGAGACUUUAGUAUCCUCAUUAACUUGAUGAAGGUAUUUGAUAGUCAUCCUGUUCUGCAUGUAUGUUUGAAGUAUGGACGUCUCUUUGUGGAAGCAUUUCUGAAGCAGUGUAUGCCGCUCCUAGACUUCAGUUUUAGAAAACACCGGGAAGAUGUUCUGAGUUUGCUAGAAACAUUCCAAUUGAGCACAAGGCUACUUCAUCACCUGUGUGGCCAUUCUAAGAUUCACCAGGAUACAAGGCUCACCAAACAUGUACCUUUACUCAAAAAGACACUAGAGCUACUAGUUUGCAGAGUCAAAGCUAUGCUUGUCCUUAACAACUGUAGAGAGGCUUUCUGGCUGGGUAAUCUCAAAAACCGGGACUUGCAGGGUGAAGAGAUUAUGUCACAGAAUUCCCAGGAGAGCACAGCAGAGGGGAGUGAGGAUGGCAGGACAUCCCAGGUCUCUAACAGCAAAGCAACAGAGGAUGAUGAAGAAAAUGAAGAAAGUGAUGGAAAAAAGGAGCAAGAUAGUGAGGAGAAUGAUGACAACUCUGAUUAGACCCCAUACUCACUCUUGCCCCCUUCAUCUCUAUUCAGGGUUUAAAAUCUGAUGUCUGCCUUUCUUAUUGGAAGCAUCCUGUUUUGUCCUUUAAGAGGGUGUUUUAUUUACUUAAGUUGUUGAAUGCCAGCACAGUUUGGGCUCAGGAUUCCAGUGUAGCAGCAUUUGCUGGUUUGGGUAGACAUGGCAGUGUACUACAGAUUAAAAGGAGUCAUGAUUCUUAGCUUUGGGAGCUAGUUUUGAAACUGUUUGUUCUAGAAUUUAGGUUUACAUAUGCUGUACAAAUAAAUUCUAAGUUUGGCCUUAUUUCUGUUUUUAGAUUUCUCUCAUUAUUCAGAAGUUAAGUUGAAUUGAACUGAGGUUUGUACAGAGACACACAUGUACUGGUGUCAACAUAGAUCUAUCACCUAAAGUCAUGUUCCCUAUU